UGUCUCUGGUAGUGUAUUCUGAUGAGGAUUCCUGGAAGAAAUUCAUUCCUCCUGUGCGUGUGCACAAGGGGUUUGUCAGCGGCUGGGCGAUGGUCGGAGACAUCCUGCUCUGCAUGCCGCUCUCCAUCUUCAUUCAGGUCAUACAGGUCAACUAUAAGGUGGAAGGACUGGAGGAACAUCUCAACGACCCGGUGAAGCAACACCAUCUCAUCCGAACGCUGCCGGCCAGAAUGAGAAGACAGCUGCUCUACAAACGGAAAUACAUCUUCGCCUUCCAUGAGAACCUCCAAAAGCUGGUCUACAUGGGUCUGGUGCAGUUUGGGCAUGUUGAGAAGUUCAAGGAGAAAGACCAGGUGUUUGUGCACGUGAUGCGUAACGCCUCCAUCGUCGACACCACCAACGCCGAGCCUCACUACUGGCUCGUCACAGAGUCCUUCGACAAACCCUUCGAGCAGCGCCACUACACGUUCAACAGCGCAGAGGACGUGGAAAACUACUGGUUCGACCUGAUGUGUGUCUGCCUCAAUACACCACUGGCCAAGGUUCACCUUCGGGACCUGAGGGUGUUUGAGGGACCGCUUCCCUCAUGA
Messenger RNA from Notothenia coriiceps (black rockcod), 590 nucleotides. Its product is annotated as general transcription factor 3C polypeptide 1-like. The coding region runs from base 90 to 590 and encodes 166 amino acids. The record is from RefSeq and is a predicted model, not a curated record. NCBI's taxonomy places the organism in Eukaryota, Metazoa, Chordata, Actinopteri, Perciformes, Nototheniidae. Gene Ontology annotation, biological process: 5S class rRNA transcription by RNA polymerase III; transcription initiation at RNA polymerase III promoter. Gene Ontology annotation, molecular function: DNA binding. The transcript has 5 exons. Gene Ontology annotation, cellular component: transcription factor TFIIIC complex.